ACAUUAUCUGAAUCUCUUUUUCAUCGACAAACAAUAGGCAAAUAGAUAGAUAUAAUGUAAAUGGCUGAUGUAAUUUUAGUGCAGAGUGUAUAUAAUUUGUGUUUGAUUAGUCUGGUAUUGAGGUUGCGUACUGACUGCGUUGACGCAUCACCGAACAAUAAACAUGGACAAAGGCGCCCCCAAUAUAGCGAUUCUCGGAGCUGGGGUCGUGGGACUGACAGUUGCUGAUAUUUUACAGAAAGACCUCGGUAAAGCGAACAUAACUAUUAUAGCUGACAAAUUCAAGGAAGACACCACAAGCGCGGUGGCUGCUGGUAUUUUUUGUCCCGGAUCUAGUUUUAGAGGUGCGACAAGAGAAAUUACACAUAAAUGGAUAGACGACUCGUGGUACUACUGGCAGGAUAUAUUAAAGUCAUCGGAAGCAUCAAAUGCUGGUAUUAUGGAGUUAUCUACUUACAUAUUUGCUAGAGACAAUUAUGAACUUACCAAAAAUCCUUUGCUUGAACACUUAGUUUCGAAUUAUAGAGCGGCACGAGAGGACGAGUUGAAACUUUGCGGGCCAGGCUGGAAGUACGGCUCAUAUUUUACAACAGUAAAGAUAGGUUGUGACAGAUAUUUGCCGUGGGUCGAAAGGCGAUUUGUUGAUAAAGGUGGCAGAAUUGUGAGCGGUAAAGUCGACAGUUUCACAUCACUACGCCAGUACGAUUUGGUUUUCAACUGCACCGGUUUGGGCGCGAAAUAUUUGUGCAAUGAUUUCGAUAUAUUCCCUCUCCGCGGACAGGUAAUUAGAGUUAAGGCGCCGUGGUUGAAGACGGCCUUCUUCUGUGAUUACGACACGUACAUAAUACCUGGCAUGGAUGGCGUGACUACGUUAGGUGGCGUGAGGCAACACGAUAACUCUAAUUUACAAGUUUGCAAGUACGAUGCGCAUGCAAUAUGGCAACAGUGCUGUGAAAUAUUGCCAGAUUUAAGGAAAGCUGAAAUUAUUGGUCAUAAUGUGGGGUUGCGACCAUACAGAGUUCCUGUACGCGUGGAGCCCGAGGUUAUAGGAGGUGUGAAGGUGGUUCAUUGUUAUGGACAUGGCGCGAAUGGAGUCAUGUCGUCUCCGGGAACCGCUCUCAAUGCUGUGAAGAUAGGAUACGACUAUUUGAAGAGUAACAUUAGGAAUAAAUUAUGAAUAGAUUAAACUUUCAUUUGCAUUUAAACAUUAUGAAUUCAGAGUUCUAAAGAAAAGAUUUUUAAAAAGUACUAUUUUAAUACACAAUAGUAAAUUAGCUAAUUAUUUUGUAUAAUACAAUCAAUACCUAAGAUAUUUAUCUUCAAUUUAAGCUAUCAAUCCAUCUAUGUCUUGAAAUCUUUUAGUGUUUGAUAUUCAAAAAUCUUAGACGACAGUAUUAGUAAAGUAUUGUCUUUGAAAAGUCUAUAAUAAAGGUUGAAAUGAUA
This is a messenger RNA of Galleria mellonella (greater wax moth), 1443 nucleotides long. Its product is annotated as D-aspartate oxidase. The record is from RefSeq and is a predicted model, not a curated record. The transcript is spliced from 2 exons. Gene Ontology annotation, molecular function: D-amino-acid oxidase activity; FAD binding. NCBI's taxonomy places the organism in Eukaryota, Metazoa, Arthropoda, Insecta, Lepidoptera, Pyralidae. The coding region runs from base 164 to 1177 and encodes 337 amino acids.